Molecule: messenger RNA, 1632 nt
Organism: Medicago truncatula (barrel medic)
Lineage: Eukaryota; Viridiplantae; Streptophyta; Magnoliopsida; Fabales; Fabaceae
Product: 4'-phosphopantetheinyl transferase
Exons: 9
Coding region: 337-1326 (329 amino acids)
Cellular component (GO): cytosol
Molecular function (GO): holo-[acyl-carrier-protein] synthase activity; magnesium ion binding
Source: RefSeq, a predicted model, not a curated record
AUUGGGGGGUGGCAAGGGGGAGCCACCGCCACCCCAUCUCUAUAAAAAAAUAAAAUUUAUACACUGGAAAUUACUAUAAUGCCCUUAACUAAUAUGAAUAUUACCAAUUCAAUUUCAUUUCCUCUUCCCCUUUCUCUUUCAUCUGAUGCGCGUUCCUCUUUUUUCGUCUCCCAGCCAAAGCAAAACCACCGAACAAUAUCCACCACCACACCACUGCUGGCGAGCCGCGACCACUCUUCUCCUUCUCCAUCCAUCACCGCCGCACCCCCCUCAAUCUUCUGUUGUAACUUGUAAGUGCCUUACUUUGUACUAGGUAUGAUUUGGUCCUGAGUACGCAUGAGUUCAACGCGCUACAAAAUACCUUGGUUAAUGAUGAACAUAUAUUGCUUUGGAAGGAAUCUCGCCACCGCAUCAUGCUGUUUGCCGCCCGUGCAACUUCCAGCACAAAAGGAAGCACAUUUUUGGUAUGUUUUACCUCAUGAGGUGAAGUGUACGAACCUAUUGAACCGAUGUUUUGAAAUAUUAUCACCUUGUGAGAAAGAAAAUGUACUUCGUAUGGGUGGGGAGGAGCUCAAGAAAAGUGCUCUCCUAGCUCGUGCAUUGGUUCGCACUACAUUAGCAAGAUACCAGACAAAUUGUCAAAUUGAUCCAAAAUCCUUGAAGUUUAGGAAGAACGAUUAUGGCAAACCUGAGGUAGACUGGCAAUAUGCUGACGAUCGGAGCCUACCACCACUACAUUUUAAUAUCUCGCACACUUCUUCUUUGAUAGCAUGUGGAGUAACUGUCGGCUCACCGAUUGGAAUUGAUGUGGAAGAGAAGCAAAGGAGGUUAAAGAAUGACAUUUUAGCCUUUGCUCGUCGAUACUUUUCUCCACAUGAAGUAGAAAUGCUAGCUCACAUUGUAGAUCCCGAGCUUCGGCGUCAGGAGUUUAUUAAAUUAUGGACUCUGAAGGAGGCAUAUGUAAAAGCACUGGGAAGGGGCUUCUCAGCAUCUCCUUUUAAUACUUUCACUAUCCGAUUAAGAGACCAUGUGAAAGGAGGUAUCCAUGUUCCACCCCAUGUGAUUUCUAAGGAAGCUGAAAUUACUGUUGAGCCUUCUGGUGACCUGAAGAAUCUCUCAAGCAAUUGGCAUUUUGUGCUUUUAGAGUUAAUUGGUUCUCAUUAUGCCGCCGUUUGCAUAGAAAAGGACAACACCAAUGCAGACAAAGGGAGCAUUCCAGUAAAUCUGACUAUACGGAAAACAAUCCCAUUUGUUGAAGAUGAAUGUAUUUUUGGAACGGACUCUGCGGAAGUCAUCGGCGGCUUGAGUAAACUGCUAGUGUGUUGAUUAGUGAUUCCAUAAAAAAAUGGAUGUUUCAACAACGGCUUUACAUUUUAGAAUCAGUGUUCUAAUUUAUUUUAGAGCUCCAUUUUUUACUGUUGCUUGGGAAGGCUGGGAUACUGUCUUAGAUGCUGAUAUCUACUGAAAACUUUGGAACAUAAUGUACUUCCUUUUCCCCAUUUUCCUCUGCAGUGGUUGUUGCACAUGCAAGAAAUAACUAAUUUGUAAUGUAAUAAUCCAUGUAAAAAUUUAUACAUUAUUUGAAUAAUUUAAGCAUCUAGCUGAUAGUAAGAUUAGGCAUCUUGUUUAUAA